This is a messenger RNA of Ahaetulla prasina, 2304 nucleotides long. RefSeq lists its product as uncharacterized. Bases 253 to 933 code for a protein of 226 amino acids. NCBI's taxonomy places the organism in Eukaryota, Metazoa, Chordata, Lepidosauria, Squamata, Colubridae. The transcript is spliced from 4 exons. The record is from RefSeq and is a predicted model, not a curated record.
ACCAGCUAGACUUGUUCCAGAUAAGUGGGCCCAUGAACAGAAAUACACCUUUCAAGUCUAGGGAAAAGACAGUUUUUGACUGUCUUUCCCUUAAAUGUAAGGAUAACUUUCUAGGUUUGCAUUGCGCUAGAGCAAUGUUGUUUGAAAUGCUUUGACAUUUAAUAGCAAAACUGACAUACCAGAAGAUUCUGGGGGUCCUAUCCAAGCAGCUGCCUGAAUUGAAUAUAUUCCAUCUCAUUUUGAUUUUAAAAAAUGGCCUUUUCUUGCUGCUUCACCUGUUGCCCCUUAAUCGCGCAGCCGUCAAGAGAGAGGGAACCUCUGAAUCCUCAGCACUCAAGAAACUGUCAAAGGAUCAGAAAUGUUAAUUUCACCAAGGAGACAUCCCUUAUAAUGAAACGAGUCAAUGUGCCUGAACUUGAUGCCCUGUUCAAUAGCAUUGCCGAGACCUUCAAUAAGCAGCAAGAUCAUUGCUUGUCUCUCCGAGAAGCUACACAGACCUUAAGGAACUCCUAUGACUGUUCACCCGUAAGCAGCCUUUCUGUUUGCAUGGAGAAGAUCUUGCAGGAACAUAGUGCUUACAAUGUCCAGGUGUGUAUGGAAGGAUACAGGUUUUGGCUAGAUGUGGGAGUGGAGGAAGUCCCUCAGAAACUGAAGCAGACUCAGCAGCAGGUGGAGAAAUUGAAUUUUGCCACCAAAGGAAUAGUUAGUAAAACAAUAGAGGAGAUGAUUUACUCAGUUCAUCAGUGCCAGGACAGUUUGAUGGAGAAAGUGAAAGACUCAUCACCUGAGUACCUAGACUGGAUACGUCUAGAAAGCAACCUAAAAGAAAAUAUUGAGAAGAUAAAUCAAGCACAGAAGUAUUCAAUGGAGUAUAGAGAAGAAGCCGAUUAUGUGCUGUUGAAUAUGGCAAAAUCAGCAAACGUGACACUGUAAAGCAGUGGUUCCCAAUCUUUUUUUUGGCCAUGCCCCAUAGAAUUCCGGGACACAGAAUUCUUACUAUUCAAAAGAGAACUUCUAGUCAUGCAGAAGAAGCCUAAAAGACCAUUAAAUUGGUUUAAACAAGGUUCCAAAGAACAUGGCAUCCAUGAAAGAAAAAAAAUAAAAGAACAAAAGACAAUAGAAAUACUGAGGAACUUAAAAAAUAAUAGUAUGAAGGAAUACGAAAAAACAGCAAAUAAAGUUUCAGAACUUAUCAUAGAGAACUGAAAUGCAUAAAUAUAAUUUUAAUGAAAGCUUUUUCUGUAAUAUUUCAAUCAUAUUAAUUACUAUACAUAUUAAAAUAAAGGUACCUAACAAAUUCAAAAUACAAUUUGAGCUCACCUCAAGAUCAUAUUUACAAUGCAAUCCUAUGCAUGUCUACUCUGAAGUAAGUACCAUUGUCUUCAAUGGAGCUUACUCCCAGGAAAAUGUUGUAGGAGUGCAGCUUUAGUCUACUUAAGUUAGUGAGAUACUUGUGCCUGCUGCAGAGAGAUUUUAUGUUAGGCUCCAAUUUCGUCAGCUUCAUUUUCAAGUCUCAUCCAGUGAUAUCCAGUCGAUUUUUUUUCUUCAGUAGCAAAUCAUUCACAGCACUAAAGCCACAUUCAGCUAAAUAUGAAGAUGGGAAUGGUAACAGCAGUUUUCUUGCAAAGCAGGUUGAAUUUGGGUAUUUAGGUUCUGUCUCAUCACAAAGCCAUGCCUUUUAUGCAUACGGUUUCUGACUAAAAGAAAUAAAUGUGAGAAAAACUUAUGUAAUGAUGCAAAUUAUUAAAAGAAAUAGCUAUUAAAAGAAGAUGGAGCAGAAAGAGGGAAAUUUAAAAAAAAAUUCUUAGCUUAAUCUAUGAAUAGAUUAAGCCCACUGCAACUACAUCGCCAAAAAGGCUUUAAGAGUUGUAAACUUAAUCUUGCGUAGCUUCUUCUCCAGAAAGAUUACACUACUAACCAGAGCAUACAAAACAUUUGCUAGACCAAUUCUCGAAUACAGCUCGCCUGCCUGGAACCCACACUUCAUUUCGGACAUUAAUAAAAUUGAGCGCGUCCAAAAAUAUUUUACAAGAAGAGUUCUCCACUCCUCUGAUCACAACAAAAUACCUUAUGCCACCAGACUUGAAAUCCUGGGUUUAGAAAAUUUAGAAUUCCGCCGCCUUUGGCAUGACCUGAUUAUAACUCAUAAAAUCAUCUGCUACAAUGUCCUUCCUGUCGAAGACUACUUCAGCUUCAAUCACAACAAUACAUGAGCACACAAUAGAUUUAAGCUUAAUGUGAACCGCUCCAAUCUUGAUUGUAGAAAAUAUGACUUCAGUAACAGAGUUGUUAAUGCCUGGAAUG